This is a messenger RNA of Penicillium concentricum, 1263 nucleotides long. RefSeq names its product acyl-CoA desaturase. Gene Ontology annotation, cellular component: endoplasmic reticulum membrane. The transcript has 4 exons. Gene Ontology annotation, biological process: unsaturated fatty acid biosynthetic process. The coding region runs from base 1 to 1263 and encodes 420 amino acids. The record is from RefSeq and is a predicted model, not a curated record. Gene Ontology annotation, molecular function: stearoyl-CoA 9-desaturase activity; iron ion binding; heme binding. Lineage: Eukaryota; Fungi; Ascomycota; Eurotiomycetes; Eurotiales; Aspergillaceae.
AUGGCGAAAACCGAGCCAAGUGGUGGAAAACAGCACAUCAGCGAGAAGCCUGUCACACUCUCUAACUGGUAUCAGCAUGUCAACUGGCUCAACACAACCCUCAUCCUGAUCGUACCCGUCGGUGGCCUCGUCGCUGCAUUCUAUACAGAGCUGAGGGCAAUCACUGCUGCAUGGGCACUUCUUUACUACUUCUGGACUGGACUGGGAAUUACUGCCGGCUACCAUCGUCUAUGGGCGCACAGAUCAUACGAAGCUCGCCUUCCAAUUAGGAUAUUCCUCGCAUGUGUCGGUGGUGGUGCCGUUCAAGGCUCGAUCCGGUGGUGGAGCAGUAAACACAGGGCACACCACCGAUGGACCGAUACAGUCAAGGACCCAUACAGCGUGAUGAAGGGUCUCUGGUAUUCACACUUUAUGUGGAUGGUUCUGAAUCAGAACCCGAAAAACCGGGGCAGAACCGAUAUCUCCGACUUGAAUGAGGACCCGGUCGUCGUCUGGCAGCACAAGCACUAUGGAUCGGUUAUCUUGGUUUUCGGCAUGUUGUUCCCUAUGCUCGUUGCUGGUCUGGGAUGGGGUGAUUGGAAGGGCGGUCUUGUAUAUGCUGGAAUUCUUCGGUUUUCGUUUGUGCAACAAGCCACCUUCUGCGUCAAUUCUCUCGCCCAUUGGUUGGGUGAACAGCCAUUUGAUGACAGGAACUCACCUCGCGACCACGUCAUUACUGCGCUCAUCACUCUCGGUGAAGGCUACCACAACUUCCACCACGAGUUUCCCUCCGACUACCGCAAUGCCAUCCAAUGGUGGCAGUACGAUCCCACAAAGUGGUCAAUCUGGGUCUGGAAACAACUCGGUCUGGCUUCCAACCUCAAGCAGUUCCGAGCCAACGAGAUCGAGAAGGGUCGUGUGCAACAACUACAGAAGAAGCUCGACCAGAAGCGCGCUAAGCUGGAUUGGGGUGUUCCACUCGACCAACUGCCUGUUGUGGACUGGGACGAUUUCAUUGCAGAGGCUCAGAGUGGCAAAGCUCUAGUUGCCAUUGCUGGUGUUGUUCACGAUGUGAGCAAAUUUAUCUCCGAACACCCUGGUGGUAAAACACUCAUUUCAUCGGCCAUUGGGAAAGAUGCCACUGCUAUGUUCAAUGGUGGUGUCUACACCCACUCCAAUGCCGCUCACAACUUACUUUCCUCUAUGCGGGUUGGGGUGAUUCGUGGUGGUGGUGAGGUUGAGAUUUGGCGUCACCGAAACAGCCGAAAGGGUGUUUAUGUUUGA